This is a messenger RNA of Gryllus bimaculatus (two-spotted cricket), 2955 nucleotides long. The record is from the annotation of a GenBank genome assembly. NCBI's taxonomy places the organism in Eukaryota, Metazoa, Arthropoda, Insecta, Orthoptera, Gryllidae.
AGAGUCGACGGUGCUGCCUUAAGAAGCUCUAAAAGUCGUGUUCUGGACAUCUCUAUACUCACCCAUGUAUUUCCAUCGUGGGGGCCGGGGCCCCGCAAUAUCUAAAUCUGGUCCUGACCUGGUUGAGAAGGUGUAAGAAAUAUGGGGAAAAUGACAGGUUGUAUGUAAAAGAGGUGAUCGUAAACAGGUUCUGCAGAAAAUAUCAGCAAUUUUCUCUAAAUAGCGAAAUUAACGACUCAAUUCCUCUUCAACGUUUGUCUGACGUUGCCAAGUCGAAGUGGUACAUUUACUUCGAUUACUUAGGAUGGCCGUGGUGCAAAGUAUCACUUGUUGUGUUGGUAGUAUUUUCUUCAGUGUAAUACUCUCUGGUUUGCACUACAACGUCAGGCUCAGGAGAGGUUAACGCGGCCAAACCAACCGCCGCUGCCCGUCGCUGGUUCGGCGGGUGUUUACAGUAUUGGAUGGUUGAACCUUGAGUAAUUCUGUGAGUGAGUCAUUUCUUCUUGAGUACAGUCGUUUAUCAGGACCAACCGAGUAUAGAGUAUUUGUGAUACUCUAUUUUAUUUCACAAAAUUGAUAUUCGUCUUGCAGAAACGGUUAGAAGCUGAACUUGCAACAUGUCAACUACAUCACAGAAACACCGUAAUUUUGUAGCAGAACCCAUGGGAGAAAAACCUGUGACUGAAUUGGCUGGAAUUGGGGAGGUUCUGGGAACUAGAUUUGUUAAUCUGGGCUUUGACAAGGCAUAUGUUGUCUUAGGGCAGUUUCUGGUAUUGAAGAAAAACAAAGAAUUAUUCAUUGAGUGGUUGAAAGAUUCAAUUGGUGCAAAUACAAAACAAGCAAGUGAUUGUUACCAGUGUCUCUCAGAUUGGUGUGAUGAAUUCCUGUAAUAUUUGUUAAAUAACAUGUUAACUGAUCUAAUCUAUUUUUGUAUCUUAAGAAAUAAUAUUAAGGGAUUGGUGAGCCUGUUCAAAGUCAUUUUAAAUUAAUAGAGAAUUUUAAAUAUUGUCUUGUAAUUCUUGUUUUUAUUGUUGCACGCUGUAUGAAUAAGUUAUUUUUGGGGGUGGUCCAUUAAAAUAGCAAUAAACAAAAAUUUCCUGAGCAGUGAAGCUGCAAGUAGUGCCAUGGACAGCUUUAAUGAUUCUAGUAAAGAAGUUCAGUGUUCAUUACAGUAUAUAUGCUGUGUCUGGUCACAAUGCUUAAUAUGUUGUUAAAAUGAGACAACAGUAUUAAGCAUGCAUGUGAAUAAGAUUUUGAAACAAUCAUUUUUAACAAAAAAGAGACUGUAGUAAAAGUUGCAAGUCAUAUGUAGUAUUUAACCUUAUUGUGAAAGGUAUUAAAAGGCUGGUAAUGAAACUUCUGAGAAAAAACUUACAAUAACUUACAAUGAUAUAUUACACAAAAAUAAGUGUGCCAGAAAUCAUCAGAUAUUUUUAUAAUAAUUAUUAUAUGGCUGUUGUAUUUCAUUGCAAGUGAUCUUGUUACAUUUGUCUCAGACACAGGAACUAUUCAGUUCCUUCUAGAUGUGAAAAACUGCUAAUUCCAAGGUAUUAAAAUGUUGAAGAACAGUGUGUUUUUGUUUUUUUCUUUCUCCAAUACAAAAUGCACUACUAUUUUCAAUGCUUGUUGGAAUUCUCUAACAUUUUAAAUCCUCAUUGGCAGAUUGUUAUAGACUGGAUUUUCCUGUACUUCACCAAUUAUGUGAAGUUGUUAUAGUAAUUUUCAUACUAUUGAUAAUAUUCUAAGCAUGUUGACCUGUAAUAGCUUUGCACACUGUCAAUAAUAUUAGUGAAUGUACAACAAAUUUUUAGUAUAAUUUGGAGAAAUAUGCCAUGAAAUUACUUAUCAUGAGAAAGCACCAUUAGUCAGGACUUGUUUGUUUCAUGACUGUAUUUUUCACAUUUCAAUAAAAAGAAUAAUUUUUUGUGAAUGUCAUUGUUUUAAUCUUUUGAGCAAACUUUCUACAUCUCUUAUUUGUAGGACAGAUAUUCUUGCUUGAUGUAUUUUACAAGAUUUUUCUAUUAAACUGGGUGGUCUGCAUGAAUACAAAUUAAUAAUAUCAAGCAAUAUGAAGUGGCCAAUUUCAAAUAUAAAAGUCAUGCAGAUCAAAGUGCGGUGAACAGAUGGCAUUUGGGAACAAAUGUUGAUGGGCUUCUAAGCUGGUUUUGUCGUAAGAUUAUGGUAAUUUUGCUCAGUUUGUGGAUAUUUUUAAAUAAUGAGGCUAUUAACUUGAAAGUGCCCAAACUGAACACCUUUUUAAUAAUUUGAGUGUUAUGAGUGGAUUGCAUAUCGCGUUGCAAAAAUAUUUAUCUCCAAAGGUUUUCAUGUUCUUAAUAAUUUUUGUAAUAAUUCCAAAAAUAAAAAUGAAAGUUGAAAAAUAAUUCCAAAAAGAAAGGUUUUAACAUUAAGUGUAUUUCUGCUACAAUUUAUGCAAUAGUUCACUACUAUGUACCUCAGACCUGCAGUGUCACUUACUAGUGCACUCUUGUGACACCAAUGCCCUUUUUGGAAACAGGGCACUUGUUUUAAUCAUAACGUAAAUUAACACAAUAAUUGUUGAUUUAUGUAAUAAACCUUCAAUUUGCCUUAGAGAAAAUUUAAAAUCUCAAAUAGAGUUAAUUUUAUACGAGUGUGGUGUCAGCGCUGUAAGCAGCACACGCAUAUGUUUGUACCAUAGAGGAAAGAUAUUCGGUCUUUCCUCUGUGCUUUUACUAGCACAUUCUUCAGUUGUAGAAGAGGGAAGACAUUUUAAUACACUUUUUUGGUGAAAAUUACCAGAUGACUAAGUCUGAAUAUGUUUCUUGGAAUAAUGGUCUAACUUUAAUUUCUUGAGUGUCUGUGUAAACUUUCUCAAUGCAGUAGUGGCCUAACCCAUGAAAUGAAUGUUUAAUCUAUAACGCUUGACUCUGUUGUGAACAAUAAUAUGCAAGCAAGGUCAGAGUGAUGUUUUAAUAA